Molecule: messenger RNA, 2194 nt
Organism: Brassica napus (rape)
Lineage: Eukaryota; Viridiplantae; Streptophyta; Magnoliopsida; Brassicales; Brassicaceae
Product: protein DEHYDRATION-INDUCED 19 homolog 5
Source: RefSeq, a predicted model, not a curated record
UGGAUAGAACCUCCAUUGGAAGUGUUCUUAUUGUCAAAAAAAAAAAGUUAUGAGGGUUUCUAGAAUAUAGGAAAAAAAGAAGAGGUUUCAUAAAAGGAAGAAAUAGGUAGAUUUAGAUGUAGUUAUAAAAGAAUUGGUUUAUUUUUUUUUUAAAAGUAGGUUAUGGGGAAAAAUAGUUAUUGGAUUGAACCUAUAUCAAUGGAUUACGCUGUUGUUUUAAUAGAAUAUAUUUUAGAUAUUGGGCGUUUUAGCCACUUGGUUUAUUACUACUAUAGUACAAUUAGUUACUCGUGAAUAAAGUGUAUGGAGUACACGUUUUAAGACGAUGACGCAAACAUUAGUUGAUUAAGGUAAAAAAAAACAUUAACUAAGAGAGAGAGUUUAAGAGAGAGAAACCAGAUCUGAGUUUGGGAUCCGGCGUUCGGCCGGCGCGUGAGCGUCUGUGCCGACGCUGGAGCCUCUUCUUUUUUUUUUUUUUUCCUUUUGCUUCAUCUGUACCGUCCCCCAAGAUCGUUUUGUCUAAGCUCUGGUGCCGCAACCAACCGUUAUUGGUGGCUCGGUGGUUGGAGUAACGACGCGAUCGAUUGGAGGCUUCGGGUUACAUGGAGCGGUUUGCAUGUUCAGGUACUGGCUCCGGGAGAUGGAGGCUACUCUAGAUCCGUCGUCGUCGGUUUCUUUUCGGGAGGUGGAGGCUUACUUAGAUCCACCGUCGCCGAUUCUAGCUUCCGGGAAGGGGAGACUCACACAGCUCCGCCUUCGCCGGCUUUUGGUCACGGAGAGUGGAGGCUCGCAAAGCUCCGCGCUGCCGUCUUUGGUUUCCUUAGUUUGAUCUCGGGUUUACCUAGUUCCGUUUUAGGUUUUUUUGGUUUUAUGAUGUCGGUGUUGUUCUGAUGGAGGAGCUCUCGUCUGAUGACGAUUGAUGCUCUCCGGUGGUAUUUGGAGAUGUUUGUGUGAAGCCUUCUUCUUGGUGGUGGUGAUCAAUGGUAGCGGAGGUGAUCUCGUAUUUGCGAUCGAUCUCUCCGAUGAUAGAAUCUCUGUGUUGAAGGCGGCUGCAGUGAAGAUGAUAUGGAGCUGUCGAGCUCGGGUUGUACCGGUGGAUCGAUCGAUGGAUGUUUCACCGGGGGUUAGUGGGUUGUGGGGGUCUCGUUGUGGUUCGAGCCGGUGGCUCACGGGAACGACGGUGACCCUUCGUUAGUGGAUUCUAGAGUUUCCGAUGUGGGCUUGAGGCCUUUGUUUUAUGUUCAUUAGUUGCCUUUCGGCUGGGCUUUGUAAUCUUGGGCUUAGCCCUUCAGUUAAUAAUAUAACUCUUGAUGAAAAAAAAAAAAAGACGAUGACGCACUUAGAAAAAUGCAAAAUGGCGCAAACGCCAUUAAAUUCCAUGUGGACUAGAGGCGGCUAAAAGUCAACAAGGACGGUAGUUCAGACUUCCGACUUGCACAGACACAGAGUAAGAGCUUGACCAACUAAGGGUGGUUUAGUCAUUAAAGACUUCCCAUGAACAAGAUUCGUGUCUCGCCACUUUCUUGUAAGAAAGAAGCUUAACAUCCCAAUGUACUUUGACAGAAUCAAAAUGGAAGAAGAUUUGUUAGACAUUUGUGGGUUUGAUUCUUCCAAGAAGUAUCGGUUAGAAGAACUUAUCAAGUAUCACUCUGGUUCAUGUAUUGAGUUUGAAGAUGUUGAAGAAGAUGAUGAAAUGGAAGUGGACUAUCAGUGCCCGUUUUACACAGAUGAUUAUGAUUUAGUUGAGUUGUGUCACCAUAUCGACGAAGAGCAUCACCUAGAUGCUAACAAUGGGGUAUGUCCGGUUUGUAGCAAACGAGUGAAGACUAUGGUUGAUCACAUAACCACUCAGCAUAGAGAUGUUCUCAAGAUAUCCUUUUGGAAAAAGAAGUAUGUACAGUCUCUAAUCGAUGGGCCACUGUCUACUAAUCAUGCUUCAAAAGGUGUUCCUGACUCGUUACUAUCGUUUGUCUACUACAACCCGCCGUCACCAAACCAGCCCAAGCUUGUACUGCCUGAUUUAUCAAGUGGAGCAAACACACAAGAAAAGUGCCUUACCAAAGAUUCAACAGAAAAAGAGGGGAAAUCGUUGUCACCCUUGUCAGAUACUGAGCUACUAGAGAAGAUCAAGAAGAGAGAGUUUGUGCAAGGUUUAAUAUCAUCAGUCAUGUUUAAUCACACCGACGACUUCUGA